AUGACUAUACUUUACAAGAGGGUCCACUCGGUUAAUGCAUUUAAAGAUAAUAUUGGUGCUUCUAAUCCGGUUAUCGAGGCGGUCUUUGAUUUGUUGGUCACUGUUCUGGUUCCAUUGAUUUUAUUCGUCGAUGUUGAUAAGAAAGAUUUGAAGGAGAACCCUUUAUUGAGUCGUAUAUCCGAAAAACUUCUUUUAUGCCUUCGAAAUCUUCCACAUUUAGCAGUAUUAGCUUUGCACAUUUGGUUCUGUGUCAAAGCUUAUCAAACUACCCAUGAUCUCUUUUUUAUUGCAUACUUCGUUUCAAAAUUAGUAUUUACUUAUACGCUAAUCAUAACAUGGAUGUUUUUAAAAUGCAUAUUUAAAAAAAAUGAUAGAAAACUUAUAUCUAUCGUUAUCGGUACUUUACUUUCGACUUAUUUAAAUAUCAUCAUAGACUUCAUCUUUCUUUUCAUAGCCGUAAGGCGGGACUAUGUUGACAAGUCAACUUUAUCUUUUGUGUUAGUGCCUAUUAUAAUAGCCUCUUUUGCUGGUAUUUUGAUGUUUGCAUGUAAAUUUUUUCUGGAUGAUGAGGCAGCGUGUAAGAAUGUUGGGUCACAAAAAGCGCUUAGUCGAGAAAUUUUACAGAAAUUCGAAAGGGGAAGGUGGAUAAGAGAUUUUUGUGAAGUCUUGUUAGAAUGCACAAUCGUUGGGCCUUCGGUUCUUUGGAUAAAAGCUUUUGUCACAUUAAAGCUUAUGGCAUAUAUAAUAGAAGAACAAAUCAAAAAGGCCACUACAGAGAGUCCUUACCCGCCUCCUCAAUAUUCAACACAGCGUCCAAAAGGUCGCAGAGUACCGAUAACAAAAGGACAACAGAAACAAACGCAAAUCAAGCUAGACAAAUGA
This is a messenger RNA of Funneliformis caledonium, 882 nucleotides long. The record is from the annotation of a GenBank genome assembly. NCBI's taxonomy places the organism in Eukaryota, Fungi, Glomeromycota, Glomeromycetes, Glomerales, Glomeraceae.